UGUAUCCUCUCUUCUGUAGAUAGCCGACAAAUCCACCCUUCUUUUCUUCCUCUCUGUCAAUCAACUACUCUCAUGCAUGCACAAAUUUCAUUUCAUUUAUUAUAUAUACUCAAAGAGACGCUGCCAAAUUGCCAACAGCCCCCCAUCUACACCAUCCAUUUCUCUCUCUCUCUCUCAUCCUCAACUACUCCCCACACCCAAAGAGAAGAAGAAGAAGAAUAAGAAGAAGAAUAAGUUCUUCUGUCUUUCAAAUUUGUUGUUUUUUUCUCAUGGGGAACGCAGCAGCUUCUUGUGCUCCUUCAUUGGUCAUCUCAAGCAGUGGAGUUGUAAAGGUUUUGUUUUUGGAUGGAAGAUUGGAAGUGUACACAAGGGCAGUGAAAGCAGCAGAGCUGAUGUUAGAGAAUCCAGGGCAGUUUGUGUGUGAAUCUAGCAGCCUCAAAGUGGGCAACAGGGUUCAUGGCCUUACAGCUGAUGAAGAGCUCGAAAGGCGCCAGUUCUAUUUUCUUCUUCCCAUGGAUCUGCUUUACUCUGUGCUCACACAUGAAGAGCUCAGCUCUCUGACUUACAAGGCUUCAGAGGCACUCAAGCACAGAAGUUUCAACAGUUUCAGUAAGAUUUUUCCCGUCCUCGGAGAGUUUUGCAUGUUUCCUUCAGAAGCCAAGAGAUUGGAUAAAAAUAUUGGUGAUGUUAUUAGUCCUUCAAGCCAUUCAGAGCCAAUGUUAGUAUUAGUGGAGAGGUACUCAAAGCAAAGAUCAUGGAAGCCUGCAUUGGAGACCAUUGCUGAAACUCCAUCUACACAUUAAUUAAUUCUACUAUUUUCAUUUUUAAUGAAAUUUUGGUGUUAUUUAAUUUGUCUUUGAUUAAAUUUAGAAGUCAUUAAUUAAGUAUUCAUGACCUGGCCUUAAAUUGGAUCAACAAAUCAACUCAACUGAGUCAACAUGUACAAAGAUUAUUAGCUGUUUCUUCUAUGAAAAAAGAUGCUAAUAGUUGACUUCUUUUUCUUCCUC
Messenger RNA from Prunus persica (peach), 1007 nucleotides. RefSeq lists its product as uncharacterized. Bases 270 to 803 code for a protein of 177 amino acids. Lineage: Eukaryota; Viridiplantae; Streptophyta; Magnoliopsida; Rosales; Rosaceae. The record is from RefSeq and is a predicted model, not a curated record. The transcript has a single exon.